AUGAUAUCGGCGUUCUUCAUAUUCAACCAGAAAGGGGAAGUAUUGAUAUCCAGGUUAUUUCGUCAAGAUGUGAAGCGAUCAAUAUCAGAUGUAUUCCGAAUCCAGGUCAUCUCCAACCCCGAUGUCCGUUCACCAAUCAUCACACUAGGUUCAACGUCCUUCUUCCAUGUGAGGAUAAAUAAUGUCUACGUAGUAGGAGUAACCAAAUGUAAUGCCUCUGCUGCGCUGGUGUUCGAGUUCCUCUAUCGAUUCAUAACCAUCUCAAGGAGUUAUUUCAGUAAAUUAGAUGAAGAGAGUGUGAAAAACAACUUCGUACUUAUCUAUGAACUACUAGAUGAAAUCAUCGACUUUGGUUUCCCGCAGAACUCAGAGAUAGACACGUUGAAGAUGUACAUAACGACAGAGAGUAUAAAAUCGGAGAUGGCAGUGAGGGAAGACUCGUCCAAGAUAACGAUUCAAGCUACCGGAGCUACCUCAUGGCGCAGAUCAGAUGUCAAGUACAGGAAGAACGAGGCGUUUGUAGAUGUUAUCGAGACUGUCAAUCUGCUGAUGAGUAAGGAAGGAGCCGUCUUGCGGGCAGAUGUAGAUGGACAGAUCCUCAUGAGAGCUUAUCUCAGUGGUACGCCAGAGUGUAAAUUUGGUUUGAACGAUAAACUGGUAUUGCAGAAACGUGGGAACGAAGCGGCUAAAUCUGACGACACCGUAGAAUUAGACGAUUGUCAAUUCCAUCAAUGUGUCAGAUUGGGCAAAUUCGAUUCGGACAGGAGUAUAAGUUUCAUACCUCCCGAUGGAGAGUUCGAACUUAUGAGGUACCGAUCAACGUCCAACAUCAACUUACCAUUCAGACUCCAGACUCACGUAACGGAACCUUCUAAAUCACGAGUGGAAUACACGAUUCAUCUACGAGCGAAUUUUGAUCCUAAAUUAAAUGCCAAUAACGUCUUACUACGUAUACCUACACCGUUAAAUACCACCGGAGUACAAACCAAAGUGGGUGUGGGUAAAGCGAAGUAUGUCCCGGGUGAAAAUGUUAUUGUAUGGAAAAUACCACGUCUACAGGGAGCUCAAGAAUGCACGUUAAACGCCGAAGCUGAUUUGGCAGCUACGACGCAUCGACAAGCUUGGUCUAGACCGCCUAUUCAAGUUGAUUUCUCAGUCGUCAUGUUCACUGCUUCAGGUUUACUCGUUCGAUUCCUUAAAGUGUUCGAGAAGAGUGGCUAUCAAAGUGUGAAAUGGGUUAGGUAUCUAUCCAGAGCGAAUGGCUCAUAUCAGAUUAGAGUGAGUCUCGAGUAUCUCGAACCGAGGAAGACGGACUGA
Molecule: messenger RNA, 1317 nt
Organism: Kwoniella botswanensis
Lineage: Eukaryota; Fungi; Basidiomycota; Tremellomycetes; Tremellales; Cryptococcaceae
Exons: 11
Coding region: 1-1317 (438 amino acids)
Biological process (GO): clathrin-dependent endocytosis; intracellular protein transport
Cellular component (GO): AP-2 adaptor complex; cytoplasmic vesicle
Molecular function (GO): clathrin-cargo adaptor activity
Source: RefSeq, a predicted model, not a curated record